Ceratotherium simum simum (southern white rhinoceros) is the source of this 5211-nucleotide messenger RNA. RefSeq names its product SAS-6 centriolar assembly protein (gene SASS6). Gene Ontology annotation, cellular component: centrosome; centriole. Gene Ontology annotation, biological process: spermatogenesis; centriole replication. The record is from RefSeq and is a predicted model, not a curated record. NCBI's taxonomy places the organism in Eukaryota, Metazoa, Chordata, Mammalia, Perissodactyla, Rhinocerotidae.
AUGGUGGCUGGCGAGGCCCAAAUCUCCUCCGUCUUUCCCCCCGUUUCUCUUUCCCCGCCUCCUCCGCAGAAGCCGAGCGCCAAACUCAAACUUUAGCAGGACCCGGACGCUUUUCAGGCUAGUACCGCGGGUCGGGCCUGUUGGACUUUUCCGUGCACCGGCGGGGGCAGCGGUCCAACAUGAGCCAGGUUCUGUUCCAGGAACUAGUCCCGUUGCAGGUGAAAUGCAAAGACUGCGAGGAGAGGAGAGUAAGUGUUAGAGUGAGCGUUGAACUACAAUCAGUUUCCAAUCCAGUUCACAGAAAGGAUUUAGUUAUCCGUCUGACUGAUGAAAGUGAUCCAUUUUUCCUGUAUAACCUCGUUAUAUCUGAGGAGGAUUUUCAGAGUUUAAAAUUCCAGCAAGGUCUUCUGGUAGACUUCUUAGCUUUCCCACAAAAAUUUAUAGAUCUCCUUCAGCAGUGUACUCAAGAACAUGCCAAAGAAAUUCCAAGGUUUUUGCUACAGUUAGUUUCUCCAGCAGCUGUUUUGGAUAACUCACCUGCGUUUUUAAAUGUGGUAGAGACAAAUCCUUUUAAACAUCUUACACACCUCUCACUAAAACUUUUACCUGGAAAUGAUGUGGAGAUAAAGAAGUUUCUAGCAGGCUGUUUGAAAUGUAGCAAGGAAGAAAAACUAUCAUUGACACAAUCACUAGAGGAUGUUACUAGGCAACUGAAUUUCACACAAAAGACAUUAUCAGAAAAAAUCCAAGAAUUAGAUAAGUUACGGAAUGAAUGGGCAUCACACACAGCAGCAUUGUCAAAUAAGCAUUCUCAGGAACUGACAAAUGAGAAGGAAAAAGCCUUGCAGGCACAGGUUCAGUACCAACAGCAGCAUGAACAACAGAAAAAAGAUUUAGAAAUCCUCCACCAGCGAAACAUCCAGCAGUUACAAAACAGAUUGUCUGAGUUAGAAGCAGCUAAUAAGGACCUAACCGAAAGGAAAUAUAAAGGAGACGCCACUGUCAGAGAACUUAAAGCAAAACUGUCUGGUGUUGAAGAGGAGCUUCAGCGGGCUAAGCAAGAAGUCCUCUCUUUGCGAAGAGAGAAUUCGAUGCUAGAUGCUGAAUGCCAUGAAAAAGAAAAGCAUAUUAAUCAGCUACAAACAAAAGUGGCUGUUUUAGAACAGGAAAUCAAGGAUAAGGAGCAGCUUGUUCUAAGAACAAAAGAAGCAUUUGAUACAAUCCAGGAACAAAAGGUGGCUUUAGAAGAAAAUGGUGAGAAAAAUCAGGUACAACUAGGAAAACUUGAAGCUACAAUAAAAUCAUUAUCAGCUGAACUUCUUAAGGCAAAUGAAAUUAUCAAGAAGUUACAAGGUGAUCUGAAAACUUUAAUGGGUAAAUUGAAACUGAAGAACACAGUAACUGUUCAGCAAGAGAAACUCCUGGCUGAGAAGGAAGAAAAAUUACAAAAGGAGCAAAAGGAAUUACAAGAUGUUGGACAGUCUCUCCGAAUUAAAGAGCAAGAGGUAUGCAAAUUACAAGAACAGUUAGAAGCUACAGUUCAAAAACUUGAAGAAAGCAAACAGCUUCUAAAAAAUAAUGAAAAGUUGAUCACAUGGUUAAAUAAAGAACUAAAUGAAAAUCAGCUAGUGAGAAAGCAAGAUGUAUUGGGACCUUCUGCCACUCCACCUCUACAUUCUAGUAGCAACACAAUCAGAAAUGGAAUUUCUCCUAACUCUAAUGUGGUUGAUGGUAGACUGACUUACCCAACUUGUGGGAUUGGUUAUCCUGUCUCCUCUGCAUUUGCAUUCCAGAAUACCUUUCCUCAUCCUAUAUCUGCCAAAAAUACCAUCCACCCAGUUUCAGGACCAAAGGUUCAUUUUAACUUGCAGUUUACAAAACCAAAUACAUCACUAGGAGAUGUUCAGUCAGGAACAACUGUUAGUAUGGCUUGCUCAACUGACAAGGAAAAUGGUGAAAAUUUAGGGCUGGAAUCCAAAUAUCUGAAGAAAAGGGAAGAUAGCAUUCCUUUACGUGGGCUCAGCCAAAAUCUAUUUAAUAAUCCAGACCAUCAAAAAGAUGGCACUUUAGGAGCAUUACAGACAUCUUCAAAAUCCGCAGUGCUCCCGUCUACAUCUUCAGCGUAUUUCCCCGGGCAAUUACCAAACAGUUAAUCUUAGUGUCAUCUUUCAUUUUUCUUUGAAAUUUUAGGAAUUCAUGUGGUUUAAAAAUAUGGAAACAGCAUAGAUCAAAUCUUAAACAAGUGAGUUUCAAAGUUUACUUGAGCUGCUGUUAGGUCCACAUCCUUUAAGCACUGUGUUGUUGACGGCAGGUUAGAGGAGCAGAUUCGUGCUUGGGGAUUGGUAAAGAUUCUGAGUAAAAUGACACUUUUUAGACGGUGAACAUGGUGAUUUAUGGAAUAAUAUUAUGAAUUUUAUUAAUCUAAUCCUUAGAAAUUCUCAUAAGUUCUAAGGAAAGAGUUGAUCCUUACAAGGGACUUUCUAAUCAUAUUGAAUAUCUGGGUAAAUUAAAACCUGCUCAGACCUAGUAGUAUGAAACCAAAGAAUGCUAUUAAUUCAUUUUAUCGUUUUCAUUGGUAAAAUAAAAGUUUUAAAUUUGCUGCGUGAGAAUUACCAGGGAAAAUGAUUAUCUCCUAAGGUAUCUAUAUUAUUGAUAUUUUCAGUAAAGGGAAAGUCCUAAAAUUAGCUUAAAUUACUGAAUUAAUCCUUCAUAGCAAGUAAAUAUUUUCCUUGAAGCCUUUAAAUUAACUAUUGAAUAAGUCUAGUAAGUAAUUUUGAUAAAUAUAUUAUAAAAAUAAUUUGGACAGUCUAUUUACUUGACCAGAUUGGGUAUAAAGUGCUUUAGUCAUUUGAGCUGCAAGGUUUGUAGGAUUUUAAUGCUUCCUGGAAGUCUACACUCAUCCAGUUUUCCUCUUUUAUUUCAAUUUUAUUAGUUAUGCAAUUAAAUCUGUAAUAGUGGAAUUUUGUUUUAAAAAUUGUACUAUACAAAAUCUUUACUAAAAGAGCAUCAUGAAUAUUCAUUGUAUGUUUGUUUAUAAUGUCAGAACGGGUUCAUUUUGAUGUUUGCUUAAUAAUGUAGACAAAAUAAUUAACUUGGAAGAAGUAGUUACAACUUUCUUUUCUUCUAUAACUAAAAGUUUCAAGUAAGAAUAGUUCCUUGGAAAAAACCAGGUGAUUUAAAAUAAUUCACCCAGAAUCAUAGGGUCCCGUUGUUUUCUUAUUGACAGCCAUCCAGUACAGAAUAGCAUUCUCUUAAGAAACCUCUAAAUCAGUUUUUGCUUGCCAAGAUUGCUAAUGCUCAUGUGAUAUUUAAAAAAUUAUUUUCAAGGACCUUAUUACAUACAUGAGGAAAGACAUUUCAAGAUACUAGUGACAUACUGACAUUAUUGGGUUCCAUGAUAAGACAAAGAAUCUUUGCUGAUUUUUUUAUGAAGCGACGACGUUGAGUCUUACGAUACUUUGGAGCUCUGCUGGCAAUUGCAAGCUGUCUUAAACUAAGGAUCUAGUCUAAAAAAUUUAGUAACUAUUAUUAGACUUUUUAUAUGCAGUUCUUUCCUCAUUUAGAUAUAUUAGUAAGAAUACUUGGUUACAGUAACUUGAAAGCACUUACUAAUCUGGAGAGAAGCCUCUUGGUGGUAUUAGAAUCUUUCUUGUACGUACUAUGUAAAAUAUAUAAAACACUGAGACGGGGUUUGGAUGGGGUACAUGACAUACAGGUAGCUUUUUUUUUUUUUAAAUAUAGCUAUCCUUUUCUAUAUCUACACAUGGAAAAAUGGGAGAAUUUCCAAAAGAUAGGAUAAUUUUGAUAUAAACUUGCUGAAGAUAUUUUUUUGUAUUAAAUGUACAUAUACAAACUUCUGAGUGUGCUAAUUCUUUGCUCUACCUCUUAAACUUUAUUUGAAAUUGUUUUGCAGUGUAAAAUUGUACAUGUGUUGAUAAUCAAAAUGUUGCACUUAAUGUAUUUCUGUAAACUGUGUGAGCUUUGUUAAUAAAUUAUUAUUUUGGGAGUAUGAUAUAAAAAGUAUAUAAAAACAGAAAUAGGAUUGACCUACAAUAUCUAUGCUUAGAAAAUUAAGUACUUCCAGUUGUUGUAUGGACUACGUUUUCAUUUCUUUCCUUUUGUCUUCCUACAAGAGUAUUUUAUAGUGAGGGAAGGGAAAUGGAUUCAAAGCUUUGAUUUGUUACUGUAAAAAUGAUUAUGGUAACAAAGUCAAAACAGGCCUUACAGGGAAUCACAGAUCAAGACUUUCUUUAAAAAAAAAAUCAUUAAAAUAUUUAAUUUUAUUAACAGAAUAUUUACAUUUCUUUUAAGACCUUAUUUAACCAUAGUGAAUGUUCCAAGUUUAAAAAGCAUUAAGCAAUAACCACACACAAGAUGAAAACAGUGUAAACUAUACAAUACUUUAUGUACAAUUUUUACAAAGUAACACUUUUUUAAAUAAUAUAACUGGACACAAAAAUAUACACUUUAGAGAAAUUCACAUCAGUAAUUGUAUAAAGCUCUCUUCUAGGGUCCUGAAAAUUUAGGACAAACAUUAGCUCUGUAAAUAAAGUGUUACUGUGACAGUCCCGAAAGGCCACUAUAUAUAUUUAUCUACAGAUAGAUAUCACAUUGACAUUUUCAAGGCUACCAGCUUGACUAGAUAAUUUUUAGAUUAUGUAUUCAAGUGUUGAGGUUCUUAUGAUUAUGCAAACAUUAAAAGAAUAGUGGUAUAAGUAGCUGGGGUACAAAUUUGAGCCAGCAUUUAGAUUUACAGGCUCUAAACACCCCAAUUUAAAUUCUAAAUGGCUGAUAUUUUCUCAUUUCAAAAACAGUAGUGAAUAAUGUUUAAAAUAAAAUUACUACAAACAAGCUUGAAACAUGAUUCAGAUUUAGUACAGUUUUCUUAAGAGUUUUUUUUUAAAUGCAAACAAUUUAUCGUUUCUUUACUUUAGUGUAUCUGCAUUAAGGCUUUGAAUUAUUUGACCCAAGAUUUUACGAUAUUAAAAUCUGACUCAAGAUUUUACAAUGUUAAAACAAACGGGUCCACAACCGUACUACCUGCUGUCUCACUGCGAGUCAGCAUGAUGGAGUUAAAGCUCAACACCUGAAGGAAGUGGUAGCAGAGACGGUGCUAGGAUCUAAGAAGUUACAUAUAUCGUUUUUAAUUAAAGGAUGUAUAAUAAAACAAACAGCUUAGUGGCAAGAAAUUGGUGCUAAUAAACAAAAGGU